Messenger RNA from Anguilla rostrata (American eel), 1810 nucleotides. It is a transcript of the gene pias4b, whose product is annotated as protein inhibitor of activated STAT, 4b. Gene Ontology annotation, molecular function: zinc ion binding; SUMO ligase activity; transcription coregulator activity. The record is from RefSeq and is a predicted model, not a curated record. NCBI's taxonomy places the organism in Eukaryota, Metazoa, Chordata, Actinopteri, Anguilliformes, Anguillidae. The transcript is spliced from 11 exons. Gene Ontology annotation, biological process: protein sumoylation; regulation of transcription by RNA polymerase II. The coding region runs from base 123 to 1595 and encodes 490 amino acids. Gene Ontology annotation, cellular component: chromatin.
GACGUGUGACGCAAGGCAACGCUGAUUGGCCGUGCCAACCGUCUCACGUGACCCUCACUGUCUCUCAUUGGCGAGGACCUGUAUUAUUUGAGCUUUGGCUCUCGCGGGGUUGCAGCGCGAAGAUGGAGGCUGAGGUAGUGGAUGCGACGAACAUGGUGAAGAGUUUCAGGGUGUCGGACCUGCAGACGCUGUUGACGUCCAUGGGGCGCAGUAAGAGCGGACUGAAGCAGGACCUGGUGGGGCGGGCUCUCCGGCUGGUGCAGAAGGAGCACACCCCCGAGCUGCUGCUCAACAUCCGCCAGCUGUACGAGUCGCGCUUCCCCAAGGCCGCCGCCGCCGCCCCCCCUCGGGAGGCGGGCUGGGGGGCCUCCCGCCGGGCCGAGGGGCCCCCCCAGCCCGCCCCCAACCUGCAGGGCACAGACUACCUCAACGGCCUGCCCAAGCCAGCCCCCUCCCCCGCCGCCGCAGAGAUCAAGCUGGCCCCUCUGCCCUUCUACCAGACGCUGGAGACGCUGCUGCCCCCUACUGAGCUGGGGGCUCAGAGCGGAGAGAAGCUGCAGGACAGUCAGUGCUCCUUCGAGCUCACGCCCAGCCAGGUGGAGCGGAUUCGAACCUGCAGAGAGCUGCGGCCGUCGUUAAAGUCGAUCCAGGUGGUGCUCAGAAUCUGCUACACAGACCCCUCCAGCGUCCAGGAGGAUCAGUACCCCCCUAAUAUUGCGGUGAAGGUGAACCAGUUCUACUGUCACGUGCCGGGUUACUACCCCUCAAAUAAGCCGGGGGUGGAGCCACGCCGGCCCUGUCGGCCAAUCAACAUCACGCCCUGGCUGCACCUCUCCACCGCAACCAAUCGCAUCACGGUCACCUGGGGCAACUUCGGAAAGAGGUACUGCGUGUCCCUGUACCUGGUGAGGGUCUUCACUGCGGCCGAGCUCUUCACACAACUCAAGCACUUCUCAGUGGAGAGCACUGAGCGGUGCAGAGAACGCAUCCAGGACAAACUGAGGUUCGACCCUGAGAGCGAGAUCGCCACCACGGGGCUGUGCGUGUCGCUCAUCUGUCCGCUGGUGAAGAUGCGUCUGGGCGUGCCCUGUCGGGUGCUCACCUGUGCCCACCUGCAGUGCUUCGACGCCGUCUUCUUCCUGCAGAUGAACGAGAAGAAGCCCACCUGGACCUGUCCCGUGUGCGACAAGCCCGCCCCCUUCGAGCUGCUGGCCAUCGACGGACUGUUGUCGGAGAUCCUGAAGGAGACUGAGGACGUGGAGGAGAUCGAGUAUCUGGCGGACGGCUCCUGGAGGCCGAUCCGUGAGGAGAAGGAGAAGGAGCGCAGCAGCACACCAGAGUGCCCCCUGCUGGACAUAUCGGCGGCGGAAGCUAACGGUCACUCCCCGGCACACAGUGGCUCCAGCCAGACGGGAGCCACAGCGCCCCCUGCAGCGCCGGCGGUGGUGGUGGACCUGACGGAGGACACGUUCUCCGAGGAGGAGGAGGGCGGGGGCGGGGCGGGGGACAGCGAGGACACGGACGACAGCCAGGACAGCCCCCCUCCCAAAAAAGGCAGAUGUGGCUACGACAAGGACCUGGUCACUGCGUACUGACCGCUGGGACCUGUGGCCUCAGAGGGGCGGGGCAGUGGCAGUGUAAGGGGUGGGGCUUGGGGAGGUUAGGGGGUGGGGUCACGGAAAGGGCAUUACAUCAUUUCCUCCUCUGCCCCCUCUUAAAUAGGCACGCGCUCGGUCACACGGGCGGAGUCUGCAUUAAUUAAGCUUUCCGAAAUGCCACUGCGUAAAAAAACUAACAAAAAAAAACACAA